Messenger RNA from Paramecium octaurelia, 1054 nucleotides. NCBI's taxonomy places the organism in Eukaryota, Ciliophora, Oligohymenophorea, Peniculida, Parameciidae. The record is from the annotation of a GenBank genome assembly.
AUUAAUGUCAUACCAUUAUCUCUUUAAAUUUAUCAUAAUAGGUGAUACAGGUAAUAUGAAUUUGAUAAUAUGAAGCUGUUGGAAAAUCAUGCAUAUUGUACUAAUUUUUGGAAUAGAAGUUUAGAGUGAAGCAUGAGAUGACUGUUGGAGUGGAAUUUGGAGCCAAAUUUCUGGAUUUGGAUGGCAAAUAAAUCAAACUAUAAAUUUGGGAUACUGCAGGUUAAGAAACCUUUAAAUCUAUCACGAGACAGUAUUAUAGAUCAGCUGCAGGAGCAAUUUUAGUUUAUGAUGUUACAAGAAGAGAAUCGUUCGAAAAUGUCAGAGAAUGGAUCAAAGAGUGUUAAGUCCAUGGAACACAGGAUAUGGUGAUAGUGUUGGUUGGAAAUAAAGUUGAUUUAGAGAAAUAGUAUAAUAUACAUAAUAUAAACGGCGUAAAGUUUCCAAAUCUGAAGGGUAGUAAUUAGCGAAUGAAAAAAAUCUAUUGUUUAUUGAAACAAGUGCGAAGGAUAAUUUAAACAUUAUUGAAGUAAUUUCUAAUUUAUAUUUCAGACAUUCUCCUAAGCAGCAUCUCAAGUACUCAAAGUCGUAUAGAAAAGCCAACAGAAGGGUGAACUACCAGGAGUCCGAGUUGGAUAAGCAAUUAACUAAACAUAACUUUAACAAUAGAGUUCCACUUCAAAUGGAUGUUGCUGAAAUUAUAAUUAAUUAUAAAUCGUUAUUGCACAGAAAUUAUAAAAUUUAAAAUUUGAUGAGUAAUUCCAUCAUUCUAGCAACUUUUUUUUAAGAUCUAAUUAUAAUAGAAUGUACUGACCAUGAUGAAAUCAGUAAUAGAGUAUUUGUUACUUUAAACUAAUAAAUAAAAAUUGCUAAAUAUUUUAUUCGUACAUAUUCUAAUAAGUAAACUAAAUAACACUAGAACAGAAAUCAAUAGUUUUAAUCUAAUUCAUAUAAGUAGUUAUCUAACCGAUAUAUAUAGUAAUUGAUAAUAUAAAAAAGAUAAAAAGAGUUUGAGAGUCUAAAAAUCAUAGAUAUAUAUAUUAUAUAUAUAUAAUGA